UUCCAUUUCUUCCCCAAAUACAGCGUAAAUCAACUAUCUUAGAACACCCACUUUCUGUGAUAUGGAAUUGAUUCGAAUUGUCCUGAAAUUUCUUCUUCUCUCCGCCAUAGCAAUCAUUAGCCUUAUUUUCACUCUACCACCAUGUCUAGCAUUCAGGUUUCUUACCUUUAUAAGAAGGCUCAUGUUCAGUGAAAAUGUGGCCGGAAAAGUGGUACUCGUGACCGGAGCAGGUUCAGGCAUCGGCGAGCAAAUCUCUUAUGAGUAUGCAAGAAGGAGAGCUCGGUUGGGCCUAGUCGACAUAAGAGAGGAUUGUCUAAAACCAGUCAUAGAAAAGGCACGGUAUCUUGGCUCACCAGACGUGAUCGGGAUCGGAGCUGACGUUUCUAAGGUCCAAGACUGUGAGAGACUUGUUAAUGCCGCAAUAAGCCAUUUUGGUACAAUGGAUCAUUUGGUGAACAAUGCGGGGAUUGCAAGAACAGGGCCAUUUGAGGAGGUUGAAAACAUUUCCGAACUCACUUCAGUCAUGGAUGUCAACUUCUGGGGCGCAGUCUAUGGCACUCAUUUUGCCAUCCCACAUCUAAGAAAGAGUAAAGGGAGGAUCAUCGUCAUUGCUUCAGUUUCUGGAUGGUACCCUUUUCCAGGAUUGAGUAUCUACAGUGCUAGCAAAGCAGCACUAAUAGGCUUCUACGAGGCACUAAGAAGUGAAACUGGUGGAAAUAUUAGCAUAACGAUUGUUACUCCGGGCUUCAUCAACUCAAAAAUGACACAGAAUCGUUCUUCAUUAAUGAAGGUACAGCGAAGUACUCCCACUGUUUUAUUUUAUUAAAUAUUUUAGAGAUGUGCAUGAGAAUUAAAAAAAUUAAUCAAUUACUCUUGAUUUUACUCUUGAUUUUAGAGAUUCAGAAAUCUAAAAUACCAUUAUAACCUUUUAAAUUUUUUCUCUUUCUACAUUAAAUUCAGCGUAUUCUA
Molecule: messenger RNA, 969 nt
Organism: Rubroshorea leprosula
Lineage: Eukaryota; Viridiplantae; Streptophyta; Magnoliopsida; Malvales; Dipterocarpaceae
Source: the annotation of a GenBank genome assembly